Messenger RNA from Agrilus planipennis (emerald ash borer), 14001 nucleotides. It is a transcript of the gene kis, whose product is annotated as chromodomain-helicase-DNA-binding protein 7. The coding region runs from base 151 to 13548 and encodes 4465 amino acids. Gene Ontology annotation, molecular function: ATP-dependent chromatin remodeler activity; ATP binding; protein binding. Lineage: Eukaryota; Metazoa; Arthropoda; Insecta; Coleoptera; Buprestidae. The transcript is spliced from 12 exons. The record is from RefSeq and is a predicted model, not a curated record.
CCUGUUUUCACUUAUUACUAGUAAUGUCGGAAUUCGUAUUGAUACAAUUCCAACUUAUUGUCGAUUAUUUAGGCGCAAUUGUGAGCAAAACAAUGAUUUAGUUAGAGAUGAGGAAUAACUGCAGCCUGGCGCUAUGUGCCGCCUAAAGCUAUGGACUCAUACGACCUAUUCGGGGAGGAUGGAGCUGGUAUGUUGGAAGGCCUGCCUGAAUUGGGCUCAGGAGACCAUUUCGAGCCGACGGUGACCGCUUCACGUGAUGCUAACUCUUCAUUUCCACAGCAACAGCAACAACCUUUGUAUUCGACGCACCAAGAAAACCCCUUACAAAAGUUGGCUUCUUUCGGAGCGUCCGAUUUCAGUCAUAUGGAUCCCAACGUACAAAACAUGUACCCCCAAGGCUAUGGUACGGAUCGGCCAAUGGGACCGCCCGGUGGUACGUAUCCUCAUCAACGACAAAUACCCAGGCCUCCUGUACCUCAGGCAGGGUCGACGCAAUACCCAUACCAACCCGAUAAUAUGUAUUCGAUGCCCGAUCAUCAAUUAGGUAUGGGAGACUCUGCCGCUAUGCAAACAGGCUGGGGACAACAUUCGGGAUAUCCGGCAAUGCAUCGUUACAGUCAAAUGGGCGGAUACCGACAACAGACAAUGGGUUACGGCCAUCAACAAGAUCAAAAACAGCAAUUUCCCGCAACUCAGCAUCCUAUGAUGCAACAACCUCAUCAAAGUGGAUAUCCAAUGCAACAGAGACAUACGCCUCAUUAUCCAACCCAGGCGUCAACAUACCCGGGCACGGCGACCCAAGGUUAUGGAGGAUACAUGCAUCAGCGCAUGCCUCACCAUCAUCAGUAUUCUCAAACACAUCAUCAAUUGGAUAUGGGAACUUCGCAGUCACAGCAAUACACUCAUAUGGGACAUGGUCAGGCUCUAGGAACUCACACGACCUCUCAUACAGCGCCUACACCUGGACACAUUCCACCAACACAUCCGGCAAACCAAGUUCACGCUCCUACAAAUCAACAGUCUACUGCUCAAAACCAUAUGACUCAUCCGACUAGCAUGGGUUAUGGUCAGACGCCUCACCAACCGAUGCAACCUACUCUUCAGAGAUCUAUGGAAGCACCUCAAACAAACCAACAACAAUAUGCGCCAAAACAUGCGACAGGGAAUUUGGGAAAUGCAAGUCCCCAGUAUCGGGCACCUUUUCCACAACUUUCUCCCCAGUUAUCAUCACCGAGACCGCAGAUGUCACCCAGACCACCGGCUCCACAAAUGUCACCUAGACCGGUAAUGUCACCGGCUAAGCCCAAUUUGUCUCCCCAUCCACAAAUGCAACAACAAACAUUAAGUCCCAGACCUCCGGCAACUAUAACUCCCAUAUCAACCACUGCCUCGCCAACUCCAAUGCCGCCAUAUUCGCAACAAAGCACCCUGCAGGCAUUGGAAUUAAUGGUUAUGCCAAACGUUAGUUCAAAUAGUACCGAAUACCCACCUUAUCAGUCAAGAAGUUCAAUAGGAUUACCUUCGGGUAGUCAUCCCUCUUCGGCAAACAUGCGAAACCCUAUGACAGACCAAUGGACGCCACACCAACAACGAACGCCGCACAUACCCAAUAUGAGUAGUGGAUUAAACCUAAUGGAUGCCAUUCCUACAAGUCAAGGGCUCCCCCCUACCCAAAACUUACCGCAUUCAAAUACUCUUCCGACGUCGUUGCAACAGAAUACUCAAAAUUUAGGAGUAGGAUUUGGUGGUGAGGAACCAAGGACUGAAAAUAUUCCAAAGCAUACAUCAGUAUCCGACAGUAGUAUACCAAUUGCUACAACACCGGCUGCGUCUACCAAAAAUGAACUUGCUGCUCAAUCGCCAGCUUCUUCAAACGGCUUAGAUAAACCAAGCAGCACAACAAAUAAUAUGGAAAUGAACGCACCUUCGGUUUCACAAUCGUCGUCUCAUCCUUCGACACCAGUACCGUCUUCAACAACGGAUGACAAUAUUCCUUUAAAUCAAGAAACUAGUCUUCCUCCUAAUACUGAAUCAAUAAAAUCGAUGGAGGAUAAUAGUAACAGUAACAGUAGUAACCUUGUACAGGCAACUCAUCACAGUAGUACAACGAAUAGCUUUACAGACUUCUCAAGUGUCUCCAGUAUAACUAGCUACACAAAUCAAAAAUCACACCAUGUGAAAACAAAUAUGGACGAUCUUAUGCCCUCUUAUAAUCAGGAUUGUCCAAUCUCCAAAGAUUCAACAACUCCCAAAUUGCAAAAUUCACCUGCACCACAAUCUCAAUCUCACUUAACAUCAAUUUCAUCUCCUCAAAGUCAAAGUUCUUUAAAUGUUCCUACUUCAUCUCCAUAUGGUUCUCUUCAUAGUACUGCAACUUCACAGAACUUAAACAUGAUGUCCCAUGGUCUAUCAAGUAACCAAAUUGACCCAGGACAUACUAAUCAGUACUCUGUUGGUCAUUUUACCCAAUCAUCAAACACCAUUUCGUCUAAUUCGAUGUCACCAGGCAUACAAAACUUACAUCCUGGAUUGCAACAAAUGCAAAACCAGCAAAUACCUCAUAGUUUAUCAUCAACCCCUACCAGUAUUUCUUCUUCGCAGUCUAUAACAUCUAUUGAUCAAAUGAUUUCAAAAAGUCAAUCAAAUUUGGUAAACAAUGCAGCAACUCCAGGGCACCAACAAUUAACUUCAACGUCUCAAAAUUCUGUGACACCUCCAAUUCAGACACCACAAAGUAUUAACAACCAAAGUCAGAUUUCAAGCGGGCAGAUUCAACCUAGUCAGCCACAGCAAUCAACUGAACAGCAAUUAAAUCAAUCUAGCCAUGCAUCUCUCACUCAAGUAUCUUCUGGCCAAUUGCCCCAUACUCAGAUGGCACCAAAUCAAAUUCCGUCUGGCCAGACACAACCAACACAGCAAAUUCAACCUCCUCAACCAUCAACCGGUCAAGUUCCACCCGAUCAGUCACAAUCGGGACAAAUAAUAGCAGGACAACUCCCACCAGUCCCGGGGCCAAUAGCACAAACGAAUCAGACACCAGUUACCGGUCCAAUUCAUUCAAAUCAAAAUUCGUCUUUACAAACCGCUAACAUAAGUCAUCAUCCUAAUUUAACCAGUAUGGCACACGCACAAACGCCUACUAUGUAUGAUCAAAACAGUAGCAUGAUAGGACCGAACGGCCUUCCUUUAAGUACAUCUAGGGGAUUGACGUCGGGAAUGCCUCCUCAUGUAAUGCCUUUAAAUCAUGCUGGAUUACCGAUGGGAUUAAGUAAUUCUCCAAAUGUGGUUUCAAGUAUGGGACCUGGGCACACUAUACUGCCUAAUCAAGAUAUGGGUUAUCAACCACCCAUAAGUCAUCAUCAAGAAAGAGCUGCCUUACAACAACAGUUGCAAGAACUUUAUUGCAUGCCUCCAGCAUCUGAGAAUCAAGACAAAAUAGCACAUUUGCAAGAAAGACUGUCUAUUUUGGCUCAACAUGAGGCAACCGAUCAAUGUAACGGUGGUCCACAGUGUGUUUUACAAAGUCCUUUAUUUACAUCACCCAUGAUUGACAGUCCUCAAGUAACAAGUACCACUGGCAGAGGUCGAAGUAAGGGCACUCCAAGAACUAAGAAACCUAGGCAGAAGAAAUCAGAUAAAGAAGUUCCACCCGUCCAAACAAUUCCAAGGUCCGGAACACCUCCAAUUAAUAAUAUGGUAAUGCAUCAGCCUCCUCAGACUCCAUUGCCUGUUUCUGAGGAUUGUGUAACUGCUGGAGCAGGCCUUACCAUUUCCAACAACGAAAUUAAUGAUUUGGGUGCUGAUCCAAUUACUGACGAAAACGAUUUUGAGUCACAAAAGAAAAUAAAAGGAACUAAAAAACGAGAACCAAAAAAAACGAAAGAACCUAAAGAGCCGAAAAAGCCGAAAGAACCAAAAACUCCAAAAGAAAAAAAGAAGAAGGAACCUAAAGAGCCGAAAGAUUCAAAAACAAAACGGAAGUAUAUUCGAAAGAAAAAAUCAGAUGAUGAUACUGGUUCUGCCACUGAAGAGUCAUUCAAUAAAUCGUUAGAUAGUGGUGGCGAAGAAAAUUUGCCAAUGCCAAGUGACGUAUUCGAGCCAUCGGAACCUAACAAAAGUGCAGAAGAAAAGAAGGAGUCAGUAGAAGUCGGCGAUAAUUUACCAGAAUCCACGGAGGACACCGAAUGUAUGCAAGCAGACUCGUCUCAAACUCUAACCGAAAACGCUUUAGACGAGAACGUAGAAUCAGAAUCUAAGAAAGACGAAUACAAUUUCGAAGAUCAAUCAAGUUCCAACGAGGCAGAGAUAGAAAAAUUCAAAAGAAUUCCAAAACGCAGUCGUCCUACAGUCAAAAAAGUUGUAUCUUCAAAGGCUCGCAGUUCAAGGAAUAGUAAUAGAAGUCGCAAGCGGAAAGGACAAAUGCAAUUGAUGGAUUCCGAUGGGGAGGAAGACUUAGCAGCGACUCCACCACCGUCUCCUCCAGACGAUCCUGAAAGUGCAACUCAUAAAAGACGAUCGGCUCGUAAUACCCAACGCAAGAAAUAUAUCGAUGAUGUUAUGUUACGAUUUUCUGACGAUGAAUCGCCUGCAACUUCUAAAAGUAAAAAGUCAUCUAUUACGACGCCGCCGGCUCCUAAUUCUCAACCUUCGACCCCGAUUAUGCCAAAAGAUAGUGAUAAGGAAACCGAAACACCCUCUGCUGAAACAGCCAAUAAACCCAAUUUUGUUUACGUUAACACAACCGAUGAAGAUGCCAUGGUUGUACAGUACGUUCUUGCUUCAAGAAUGGCGAAAAGAGAAAAGAAAAUUAGUGAACUCAACAAGGAAGAAGUACAAGACAAAAAAGAUGACGAAGUCAAAGAAGAAGACCAACCUGAAUCUAUCGAAAAAGAAGAUAAAAAAGAAGAGGAGGACGAGGAUAAUAAAGAAAAAGAAGAAAAUGUUGAGCAAACGGAAAAAACAGAAAAUAUCGAAACGGAUAAUAUUAAAAACGAAACAGUAGUCCAAGAAAUUGUUACUAUGGACGUUGAAGAAUAUUACGUUAAGUAUCGAAAUUUUUCUUAUUUACACUGUGAAUGGAGAACUGAGGAAGAACUUUAUAAAGGAGAUAAACGAAUUUCGAAUAAAAUAAAACGAUUUAAGCAGAAACAACAACAACAAAUGAACAUUUUUGAAAGCUUGGACGAAGAACCGUUCAAUCCUGAUUAUAUGGAAGUAGAUAGAGUUUUGGAUGUUGCAGAGCAUACUGAUCCGAAUACACAAGAAAAAAUAAAGCAUUAUUUGGUCAAAUGGCGUGCCCUACAAUAUGAAGAUAGUACAUGGGAAUUAGAAGAAGAUGUGGAUCCUCUUAAAAUUCAACAAUUUGAGAAACAUAGGGCUCUUCCUCCAAAAGAAAAGUGGAAACCGAAGAAAAGACCUCACCCUGAUUCGUGGGUAAAAAUGGAAAAAUCUCCUGUUUACAAAGGUGAAAACGUACUACGAGAAUAUCAACUGGAAGGACUUAACUGGCUUUUAUUUUCGUGGUACAAUGGAAGAAAUUGUAUAUUAGCUGACGAAAUGGGAUUGGGAAAAACAAUUCAGAGUUUAACAUUUAUACAUGCAGUGCAUGAACAUGGAAUAAGAGGACCUUUUCUUAUUAUAGCGCCACUUUCGACGAUACCAAAUUGGCAAAGGGAAAUAGAGUCAUGGACAGACAUGAAUGUAGUUGUCUACCAUGGCUCUUCUGCCAGUAGAAAUAUGAUUCAAGAGUAUGAAAUGUUCUACAAAAGUGAGAAAGGUCAAAUUAUUAAAGACCUGACAAAAUUUAAUAUUUUAAUUACCACAUUUGAAAUUAUAGUGACAGACUUUGCAGAAUUGAAAGGUUUCAAUUGGCGUUUGUGCAUUAUUGACGAAGCCCACAGAUUAAAAAACCGAAACUGUAAAUUACUAGAAGGUCUUCGACAAUUGACUUUAGAACACAGGGUUCUGUUGUCUGGUACACCAUUACAAAAUAAUGUUAACGAACUAUUUUCUUUAUUAAAUUUCCUCGAACCUGCUCAGUUUCCAAGCAACGAUGCCUUUUUACAAGAAUUCGGUCAACUAAAAACUGAACAAGAAGUUAGUAAACUUCAGUGUGUUUUAAAACCGAUGAUGUUGAGAAGAUUAAAAGAAGAUGUUGAGAAAUCACUUGCGCCAAAAGAAGAAACUGUUGUUGAAGUAGAGUUAACGAACAUUCAGAAGAAAUAUUACAGAGGUAUUCUUGAAAGAAAUUUUUCAUUUCUUCAAAAGGGGACAACACACGCUAACAUACCAAAUCUUAUGAAUACAAUGAUGGAACUUCGAAAAUGUUGUAUACAUCCCUAUCUAUUGAACGGAGCCGAAGAUCAGAUCCAAUAUGAUUUUAAAGUACAACAUGGAGAAGACCCAGACGCAUACUACAAAGCUUUGAUAAACUCAAGCGGUAAAAUGGUUUUAAUAGAUAAACUUUUGCCAAAAUUGAAAGCAAACGGACAUCGUGUUUUGAUAUUCAGUCAAAUGGUACGUUGUCUUGACAUUUUAGAAGAUUAUCUCAUGUAUAAAAAGUACUCAUUUGAACGAAUAGACGGCAGAAUCAGGGGCAAUCUUCGACAAGCAGCAAUCGAUAGAUUUUCUCGGCCGGAUUCUGACAGAUUUGUUUUCUUACUUUGUACUAAAGCAGGAGGAUUGGGUAUAAAUUUGACCGCAGCUGACACUGUAAUAAUAUACGACAGCGACUGGAAUCCCCAAAAUGACUUACAAGCUCAAGCGAGAUGUCAUCGAAUUGGCCAACAAAAAAUGGUUAAAAUUUACAGACUACUGUGUCGUAACACCUACGAACGUGAAAUGUUCGAUAAAGCUUCUUUGAAACUAGGUUUAGAUAAGGCUAUUUUACAAAGCAUGAACACAUCUCAAGGAGGCAAAGAUUCAAGUAAUAGACAAUUAUCGAAGAAAGAAAUUGAAGAUUUGUUAAAGAAAGGCGCUUACGGCGCUUUGUUAGAUGAGGAGAACGAUGGGGAUAAGUUCUGUGAAGAAGACAUUGACAUGAUUUUGGCAAGACGUACUCAAGUUAUCACGAUGGAAUCAGAAAAAGGUUCGACAUUUUCCAAGGCCAGUUUUGCUUCCAGUGCAAACCGAUCCGAUAUAAAUAUAGACGAUCCCGACUUUUGGAAUAAGUGGGCGAAAAAGGCAGAAAUAGACACAACCGAAAAAGAUGAAACAGAGGAAUUGGUGCUUUCGGAGCCACGAAGACGAACCCAAAUUAAACGUUAUGGACAUGAAGAUAACGCUAUAGACAUGUCUGAACUUGAAUCUUCAUCUGAUUCAGACGCUGACGGCGAAGGCAUGUCUCUAGGACUAAGAGGGCGCAGAAAUAAGAAAUUAAAGAAGAAAGUACGGAUUGAUGAUUAUAUACCAAGAGAAGGCGAACGGGGAGAAAUUGUAUAUGGAAGCUGGGCUCGACGUGAGUGCUUUGUGGUUGAGAGAGGGUUACUAACAUUUGGAUGGGGAAGAUGGAAAGAAAUUCUAGAUCAUUCCCAGUUAAGGAAAGGGUGGAAAGAAUCAGAUAUUGAAGACUGCGCCAGAGUGAUUCUCUUGUACUGCUUACGUUUUUACCGUGGAGAUGAGAAAAUCAGAAGUUUCAUUUGGGAUCUAAUCACUCCAUCUGAAAACGGAGAAGAAUUAAAAAUAACCAGAAAUCAUCACGGUUUAAAGGAUCCCGUUCCUCGUGGCAUACGAAAUAAAAAUAAGAAAAAGAAGGAAAACAGACAUGCUGCACUAACUGAUCCUAAUCAUUGGAGCAAAAGUGAAAAAUACGAUGGGGACAUUUUCUUGGAAAAUAAUUACAAAAAGCAUCUUGGACGUCAUGCUAACAAGGUUCUUCUUCGUGUAAGGAUGUUAUACUACAUCAAACAUGAAAUUAUAGGUGAUUUGGUACAACACAUAGCUGAUGGCGUCCAUGUAAGUGCCCUGCCGAUAAACCCUCCUGUUACGGAGCAAUUGCCUUGCGAAUGGUGGGACGCAGAGUGUGACAAGUCGCUGCUAGUGGGCACAUGGAAACACGGCUAUGAAAACUAUACCGAGAUGCGUGCUGAUCCCACCCUAUGUUUCCUGUCCCGUUGUGGUCCGCCCUCUGCUCGAGAACUCCAGCUGGCUUCUAACAUGCAACCCCCCACGCCUGCACUUAAUGAAGAUGACCUCGAUGAUGACGAUGCUGCUGAAGAAUCGAGCAUUAAAUCGAUAAAAAAUAGAGAUGUUUCGGAGGUAAAUUCAGAGGGUGCAGAACCAUCUCCAGGUCCAUCCGCUUCGUCAGAAACCGUACCAUCGGAACCAACAGAUGAAAAGAACUUUGAGGAUGGCGAUGAUAAACUAAUGUGGCCGGGAGUCACUGACUUAAACACUCGCUUAAGACGAGUCAUUACUUCUUACCAAAGAAAUUAUCGGAAGGAAGAACAACAAAAAAUGACCACUAAACCCAAGUAUAAUUUCAUGCAGCCUGCUAAUUUGGAAAAUGCGCUUUCGUCGCCUUUAGCAGCCUUGGCACAAGUAUCUCAGCAACUAGAACACAGAGAUUCCCCAUCUCUUACCAUGCCAGGCUGGGAUCUACAACAGCUGGCCCUCUAUUUGCUGAAAAUGGAACGUCAAGGAAAACAGUUGGAACAAGUAUCCCGUGAUAAAGAACGGCAAACCAUUUCGAAACGCUGGACGAAAAGAGAAGAAGCCGAUUUCUUUCGCGUUGUUUCUUCUUACGGAGUCAAUUACUACCGCAAAAAGAAAGCCUACGACUGGACAAAGUUCAAACAACUUUCGAAACUAGAAAAGAAAUCAGACGAUGAGCUGACAGAAUACUACAAAAGUUUUGUUGUUAUGUGCAAGAAACAAACAGGCGCAAAAGUGGAUGAAGAAACAUAUGAUACAACCAUAGAACAUAUUAACGAAGAAAAGGCCAGGAGAACACUGGAACGUUUAGAGUUGCUUUCGAGGAUAAGGGAGGAGGUUGUCACGCACCCAAAGUUGGACGAAAGAUUGAAAGUUUGCCAAACAUCCGCAGACAUGCCGGAAUGGUGGGUGCCUGGUAAACACGACAAAGACCUGCUUCUGGGUGUUGCCAAACAUGGCCUUGGAAGAACAGACUAUUACAUUCUUAACGACCCAGAGCUAUCUUUUCAAGAGAUCUUACGCAAAAAAGUUGGAAAUUGUGUGGAAUCUUCUGAAAAUAAAGACGCUAUUAAACUGGAAAGUCACGAAGACAUUUUAAAAUUUGACAAAAACGAAAUCCUUGUAAAACUGGAAAAGGGAGAAGGCACACUUAAGAUAGAAAAGGUAAAUGUGAAAAAGGAUCUACCUGAGGACAAAGAAAAGAAAAAGGAGGAAAACAAAAUAGAAUUGAAAUUAGUUAAGAACGAAUCAAUUGAAGGCGAAAAGGAUUCAGAAGAAAAGGAAGAGAAACCCAAAGAAGAAAAGGAAUCUAAAGAAAAUGAAGAAAAGCAUUCAGAAGGGGAAGAAAGUGUAUCAGAUGCUCCAAAAAAAACUGAAACCGAAGAACAAACUAAAAAGGAUAAUAAAGUUGAUGUUACAACUGCCGGUGACCAUGAAAAACCACCGGCUAAACAAGAUCAAUUUGAGAAAGUUUCGAAAAAAGAGGAAACCGAUGCCGAUCUAUGUGCAAAACAAGCCGCCGAACUAAAGGCUAUGUUUCCCGAUCUAGAAGUGAUUCAACCUCUCUCGAGGCUAUCACAAAUCGAUACAUUUGUUUUGCAAGAUAAGCAAGGCACAGGGGCUUUGGAUUUCAGCGAGACAACGGUAGCACAACUUUUUAACAAUGCAGUCAAAUGGCCAAGAGAAUACGCAUUACAAGUCCGUCUUCAACAUAUUAUCUAUGCAAUCGAAACAAAAGAAUGGCCGGCUUCAAAGACAUUUUCUGCAUACGCCAACGGUAUUGGACCGGAAUUCGACGUUCCUAUACAUGAAGUACCGAACGAACCGCCGCCAAAACGUGAAACGUCCACGCCAAUGUCUUCAGUUGGCGAUUCGGAAAUAAUCACUAUUACUACUGACAGCCUGAACCGUAAUAAUGCAAAUAGUAAAAAACGAAAGCGUCAUAUUGCAAUCGAUGUUGAAACUGAACGAGCGAAAUUGCAUGCGUUACUUAACAGCAGUCAUGGAAAUUUGGCAUCAGUGAAAACAACAACGGGAAAUGCAGCGUCUUCUACCUGGGCUGACAAUGACGAUUCGGAAGAUUCGCGCAGAUCUACGCCCAUUUCGCAGCAUUUGCAACCUCCUCCUGCUCACCAGCAAACAACCCGUGUACUAAGUAUGCCCUACGACCUUAAAUACCACACACCAAAAACAAUCGGACAAACAUCAGUUAUACCGGGGACAAGUAGUACACUCACUCCAAUUGAUCUUAGCUCAGGAAUGCCGAAAACAAAUUUAUUAGAAGUACAAAAGACAUCUAACUCUACUAGCCAAGAUAUUCAAAAUGAAGUCCAGGACUUCUCAUUGAAAAAGAACGUAAAUCCUUCUACCAGUUUAACAGCCCCAACUUUAAAAAGCAGUGGAAAUAAAUUAGAUGAUACUCUUUUCAAACUUAUGAAACGAAAAAAUUGCCCGAUUGAAGAACCAGUUGUGGGUAAAGAGAAAAAACGUCGUAAAUUGGAUGAAAUUGUACUAGGUUUAUCGGCAGCCAAAGAACAAUCAUUAUUUCCUGAAACAUCAAAGAAACCAUCAAUUUCUCCUAGUGUAACAGUUACACCAACAUCUGCACCACUUUCGACGUCACAUGCGCCACCAGUUUCGCAACAAAAACCGUUUUCCAUUACAGUGACUUCAUUACCAUCUCCCGCAGCUCAAAGAAAUACGGGCACCCCCAAUCUUAAAUCGCCUCUGUCUACCUCCCUUUCAAGUACUCUUACUAAAGAUAGCUUCCAAAGCUUUUUAGCCCAAGCAGAGCAGCAAAAUUUCUUACUCAAGAAACAUCAACAACAACAGCAAAAAAGUUACGAAGCAAUGAUAACGGAUAUGAACAAAGUGGCGGAUUUCAGUUCUAAAAUUAACUCUUAUUCACACGAAGCGAAAGUAAAUAAAUGGCUGGCGGAACAGAACGUAGCUGCUGCAGUAGCUGAACAACCCUUCGUAGCUGAUUAUCUGUCUGCACCAAGAAGGCGAAGACCGCGCGUCGACCCGUCUCUUCUCGAUUGGAAGAAACUUACCGGUGAUGAAAACGUCUCUGUUAUUCAUCGAGUGACCGGCAAGAAAUUGACAGGGCCCAAAGCUCCGACCCUAAAAAGAUUGGGACAAUGGUUAAUGGAAAACCCAAUGUAUGACAUAGAUCCGAAAUGGUCUGAACUAGUUAAAGAACGCGGUAAUCUUAGUCACGACUUGCAAAAACGUUUACCGGCACAGCAGAAAAAGUCUGCGCCUGGGAGACCGCCGAUGCUUUCUAGUCCUUCGGGCAGUAACACAAAUCUGCAAUCGUCUAUGUCAUCUGCGUUACAAUUUCCUUCUUUGGCUGGUCUUAAUCCAAAUCUUCUUUCUGGGCUUUCGGGUCUAGGCCAAUUCGACCCAAAAAAUCCACUUUUCGAUCCGAAAAACAAUCCUCUUUUCGACCCCAAAAACAAUCCGCUGUUUGACCCAAAGAACAGUUCUCUUUUUGAUCCCAAGAAUAGUCCUCUGUUUGAUCCAAAGAACAGUCCACUUUUUGAUCCGAAAAAUCCACUGUUCGAUCCGAAAAAUAACCCACUAUUUGAUCCGAAAAACACUCUAUUAAUGCCGUUUGCAGCGGGAAUGCCAAAUGUAAAUGCUCUGAAUUCAAUGGCCGGACUCGGCAACUUGGGUAAUAUGAACUUGUUCGCAAACUUAGCGGGUCUCGGUCUUCCAAAUUUAGCCGGACUCGAUCCCGUAACUUUAGCUGCCACUGAUCCAACAAAAGUGAAGUCGUCAAGUGGAAGUUCAUCAGAGAAAAACAAGAUGCAAAAACCUAUGGAAGCGCACGGUGGUGGUGGUGGGAAUUCAUCUUCGAAUAAACCAUCAGCGUCUUCUGGAGGCGGUGGGGGAGCAGGAGGAGGUGGGGGGUCGUUACCCACUUCCUCGCCCUUCCCAUUCUUUUUCCCGAAUCCAAGUCUGCUGUACACUCCACUUGGUUUAGGUGGUUUGAACCCUUUCGCAUUGCAGCCUGGUAUGACUGCUGCAUACGACACCUUGGCACAACAGUGCGGACUAUUAAACGGCAGUUUAGGAUCUACGGCAGCAUCACCAAGUUCUCAUGGUAAAUCUAAACAACCACCGUCGUCGACGUCAGCUGGCAGCUCUUCCAAGGGCCCAUCGGUUACUUCUACAGCGACGAUAUCGUCCAGUCACAGCACUGCAAAGUCGCCGAGGCCACGAAGUGACACACAGUUACACAACCUUCUCUUGCCGCCCGACACGCAACUGCUUGAAAGUAUCUCAAAGGUGGCCGGAAACUUGGACGCGUCCAUAAAACAACAAAUGAAACUUGAUAGGAGAGACGAAAAACAAAAGGCUUUCGACAACCAACAAAAAACAUUAGAACACUUACGAGGCAUGUUGCCAACAGAUUUUAUGAUGGCACCCGAUAAGUUAAAAGGAAUGAAAGAUAUACCCACUUUUGCCGAUUUCAGUAAAUUCCUUGAAGUUAGCCAACAUUUGAGUGGAGGCCCAUCCAUGGCAGCGGCCGUGGUGCCCUCUAAGAAGUCGCGAGAACAGGAAAUGAAGGAAGCUCUUGAAAAAUUGAGUAAAAACAAUUCGGAAUUACUGGCUAGAACUGUACCUGAUGAACAACAAAGGCUCAUGCCUUCUAGCUCAAACAAGAGACAAAGAGAAUCCGUUCCAAAAGAAGUACCUGAGAAUCUUAGUUACAGCAAAGAAGAUGACCUCAAUCCAUCGAAACGACUUAAGGAAUCACGGGACAGAGAAACUCCUAAUCUUCCCACCAUGGUCGCUGUGUCAUCUGCUUCUUCAACGCUUUUACCGCCGACAACAAUGGCAACCGCAGUGGAUAUAGAAACCCUAUUACCACCCUCUACCGUCGUAAAAUGUUCACCGGGGAGUUCCCCUGUAAAGGACGACAACAAACAAUCAGAAAAUGCCAUCCCUCAAAAUUUAGAGGACAGUCAACAACAGCUGCAGCAGUCAGCCGAUACGAAACUAUCUGAGAGUGAAAAUACGGAGACCGCUGCACUUCCUCCUCCAUCGUCAUCCUCACAAUCGCCACCCUUGUCUCAAAUUGAUGGAACUAUUUCUAAGACGUCGGAAGAUAAGGAACAGUCUUCAGAAACGCAACAACGAAGUAAUGAGACCGGUGCCAACGAGGCUACCGAAACGCCAGCUAAAGGUAAAAAAAGGACGAGGGGUAAACGUAGAUCAGGCGAGAUAAUCUUAGAUCCGGAAGGUGUUAUCGAACGAAAGAAUUUAAGGUCGAGUGCGAGUAGGUCAGCGGCAAUAGCUGCAGCCAGAGCAGCCUCUGCAGAACAGAAACAGUUGGAAGCAGCGGCGGAGAAUGCGCAAAAGAACCAGGAGCAAAACGAUGCAUCGUAAUCAUAAAAGUGCUUGGUGUCUGUCAGUUUGUGUGUGCGUGUGUAUUAUAAUCCAGUAGAUGUUAGUGAAACUGCUCUUUAUUUUGUCUUUUUAAAAGGAAAGUCAAAUGGUAAUUAAUUUGUGGGUAUUUGGUGAACUCUGUGAUACAUUAAAUUGACACUGAUCUAUAGAGAAAUUUUGUGCGAUGUCGGACGCUCUCGUGCGAAGGUCUGGGACGACACCCAUUUUUAGGAAUUAGUAUUGCUUUAUUAUUAUUAUCAUUAAAAACAUUGACGAACUGAAUUUAUCAUUACGCUUGACAGAUGUAUUUCCAAAUAUUAAUAAUGAACAUCAUGUAGUUAGAAUCAUCGUGUAAUCAAAUUGCAAAUCGAAACAGUUAACAUUUUUUGUUUUUUUACAUUUUAUUUAUUGUGCACAUUUUUUUCUAUUAGCGUGAAUGCUUAAUUUUAUUUU